CACUGCGCGCAGAGAGGGGAGAGAUAGAGGGAGGGAGAGAGAGAGAGAGAGAGAGAGAGAGAGAGAGAGAGAGAGAGAGAGAGAGAGAGAGUAAUGGAGCUGAGCUAGAAAACCAGAGCGACUUGCGAAGCUAAAGCUUGUCUAGGGUUCGAUCGUCUGUUUCACAUCACAGUUGGAAGCCCAAACGGGAAAUCCAAAGAAGACAAUAUUUGCUAGCGGUGGGCUUGAGCCGUUACAAUAAGAUCGUGUCCUCCCUAUUGUUCAUGCGCUUGAAUCUUCAGAUGAACAAUAAUUUAAACCCUCGACGUACUUUGGAGAAGGCUCGGACUUUUUUUAGAGCAGCCCCAAACCAUGGAAUCCGGUGUGGUAUAAGUAGAAGUGAUUUAUAUUGUUUUUGUUUCUAAUGUUCUUCCCUUUGGGGUGGCAGAACAAGUUUCAAACAAUGCCCUCAAAACCAGGAAUUGUAGAACAAGAAGCUGCUGAUGGGGCGAAGUAUUUGCUGCAAUCAACCAAAUACUCUGAGCCUUGGUGGCAUGGCGUUGGGAACAAUACCAUCACUGAUGAAGAUGCUACCAAAACGUCUUCUGCUGAAUACCUGAACGUUACUGUUACCAGUGCAGCUAUGCUUUCACAAGCAAAUGAUGAAAAUACUGGGCAAGAAGUUCAGCAUCUCAAGUACAUUCCAUUUUCGACAUCCCCACCCGUGGGCGAACGCCUAGAUCCAAAUUCCCAGAUGGAACUUGUUGGCCACUCGAUUGUUUUGACAUCAUAUCCUUUUUCAGAUGCACAAUGUUGUCAAAUGCUGACUUCAUAUGGACCACAAACAACGUUACCUCAUUUUUAUGGACUUCACCAUGCUAGGAUGCCAUUACCCCUUGAAAUGGAAGCAGAGCCUGUUUAUGUGAACGCAAAGCAGUAUCAUGGUAUCCUGAGGAGAAGACAGUCGCGUGCCAAAGCUGAGCUUGAGAAGAAAGUGAUAAAAAGUAGAAAGCCAUAUCUUCAUGAAUCCAGACAUCUCCAUGCUAUGAGACGAGCAAGAGGCAGCGGAGGACGUUUCCUGAAUACCAAAAAGCCGAACAGUGUUAUUUCCAACAAAACUAUGGAGGAAGACAUCAAUUCUAGUAUCAACCAUGUAUCAGAACCUGUCAGUGAGGGUAGAUCAAAUUACAUGGUGGCUAAUGAAAAUGGAAUGAAGGAUACACUUGAUGAUCAACAAAAGGAGGACAAAGAGUUCAUGCCUCAAAAUAUGCAGAUAACACACGCUUUCUUCAAUGGUGGAAAGUCGAAUGGCCAUGGUUUAUCCACAUACAAUUCAAAACUUGCUGAUGAAAGCAUACAGGUGAAUGCGGCUCCACAGAGGGCCAUCCCCAUCAAGUGAAAGUUUCUUGAUGGGAAUGGGGCUUCCUUCUCCAACGCUGUUUAACCAGUUUCACUGCAAAAAACUCGAGAUUCGGUAAGAUCGUUGAAGAUCGUUGAUUCUUUUAAGGCUGUGUUUCUGGUUGCACAAGUUGGUGGAUUUACCCCCCUUCUCUGCUGGGAAGAACACCGCUUUUGGUGGUGUUUCUCAGGCAAUUCAUUCUUGGCUUUGGUUGAAGGAGGAUGAUGAAAUGCAGUGCACCAAAAAUGUGGUACUUUCGCUCUGCUAUUUCCUUUCUCUUUACCUUUUCUAUUUCCUAUGUAAUUCUAAUUCUGAAUUGUGUCUCUGAAACACAAAGAUUUGAUGUGUGCAGACUUGUAAUUUAUUUUAGACGCAGUUAUGUGCUGUGUACCUAUUCAACUUUGUGUGCUUGUUUUCAGAUGAUAUUCAUUUUCAA
Messenger RNA from Cucurbita pepo subsp. pepo (vegetable marrow), 1814 nucleotides. RefSeq names its product nuclear transcription factor Y subunit A-1. NCBI's taxonomy places the organism in Eukaryota, Viridiplantae, Streptophyta, Magnoliopsida, Cucurbitales, Cucurbitaceae. The record is from RefSeq and is a predicted model, not a curated record. Gene Ontology annotation, cellular component: CCAAT-binding factor complex. Gene Ontology annotation, molecular function: DNA binding; DNA-binding transcription factor activity. Gene Ontology annotation, biological process: regulation of DNA-templated transcription.